Hippocampus zosterae (dwarf seahorse) is the source of this 2471-nucleotide messenger RNA. RefSeq names its product V-set and transmembrane domain containing 4b (gene vstm4b). NCBI's taxonomy places the organism in Eukaryota, Metazoa, Chordata, Actinopteri, Syngnathiformes, Syngnathidae. The transcript is spliced from 8 exons. The record is from RefSeq and is a predicted model, not a curated record. The coding region runs from base 75 to 1043 and encodes 322 amino acids.
GCGGAGGAAGCUUUUGGGCAACUUUUCCUCUGAAUCAUUCAAGUGAAGGUUUAUGGAGUUUGCAGUUGUGGAAAAUGCUCUCUUCGGUGUUCUUGGCUCUCCUGGUUCACGCGCUGUUUGGAGAUUUGUGUUCCGCCAUCAACGUUACAAUCACCCCGUCGCCCUUCACGAUGGCCCAGGAAGGCCAAAACGUCACAUUCUCUUGCGUGGUGUCCCAGCGCCGUCGCAAUUCCGCGCUGCCCGUUGUGAAAUGGACUUUCCUGCCGGCGGGCUCCGACAGGCCGGAGGACGAACACCUCAUCGCCCGGGUCAACAUGAGAAAGGCCCGUUUCUACGGAAAUUACACCAAGAGCUUCGCGUGGCCCAAGAUGAAGCUGACGGUAGUGAAGCAGGGCAAGAUCUUCGACUUGGUGAUCUUGAACGUGUCCGAGGGGGACAGAGGUUGCUACAUCUGUCGGGUUCAGGAAUUCAAAAAGCAGCAGGAUCGCUGGAAGGCCUCGUCCAACUCGACGGCUACAACUGAACUGAGAGUGCACGCGUUUCCGGCCACUGAGGCCAAAGACGGCCUGUGGAGCUUGUUCGAAGAUGUGUACCUUUGUGCUGUACUGCUUUGCUCUGUGGGCCUGCUGUGCAUGUGCAUGUUCACAAUGACGGUAACCUGCCAGUGUAUACAGAAGAAGCAGCGGUUAAAAGAUAAUUACCACUUGGUCAAAAGCUCAAGGAAUAGCUCAGGAGAAACCGUCACCAGUGCGGUCAGCGUGUCUCCGGCCUUGCCUCAGAAGGAGAGGAGAUACAGAAAGAAAAGGAGCAGAGAUUACCAAGAAGAAAUACCACCAGAGAUACCAGCAAAAGUUCCCAUCGGAGACAAAGCACGCAAACCCAAACUUUUAAAACCACAACCAAGGAAAGUAGUUUUGCCGAGGAUAGUGGAGGAGAAUCUGACCUACGCAGAGUUGGAUCUGGUGAAGCCGAUCCCGGAAGCGAUGGCGUCGCGGAAUGGCACGGUGUACGCUCAGAUACUUUUUGGGGAACAGCAGCUGUGAAAAGGAACUCUUCUAAUUUUGCCCCUUUUUUUGUAAAUAUUUUUCUAUUUAUCGUUUGUUUUUUGUAUUUUAAUGGCAAAAUGCUGUCCAUCUGAAAUGACUGUACAUAUAAUUUUAUACAAACUUUGAUUUCACUUUUUAACGAGGCCUUCAAAGGCAACAGCGGUCAGGUUUACAUUGGGAUGAGGCAGGAUGUUGACUACUUGUUCCGACAGUGCGUCAUUUGCCCAUUGUGACGAUCACAUCUUCAUAUUUGGGGCUUUUGUGAUCUGCUUUCACAUCUAAUGGCUCCGUCUCAUUCCAAUUGAUCGUACCAAACUCUUGUCGCGACAAGACACAAGAAACGCAAACAUGAAUGCGAACAUGAGGUCAUUCCUGUGAUUUGCUCCCAGCGUGUCCCCAGACUUAUCUCGCCACGCAACAUCUGUGCGCCGUCUGUUCCCGUGUGUCACUCUGCAAUUUACACUCACCACAACACAAGACGAGUUUGAUUUUAAAGUAGCGAUUAGCCCUGAGACUGCAACCCUCGCACUGUUAAGUUUGCCAGAGGCUUUCAUUGUGCGUUUUAACAGCCAAUUUAACCAGCGACACACACACACACACACGCACAUACGCAAUCCAGGCCUGCGGCCACGUCUGCGGCAAAAGACAUGCCAACUAUGUGUCUUUAAUCCAAGUCGUUGAUGUCCAAUUUUUCACCGAAUGUGUGAUAAGCGAUCUGUGCUAUAGGCUCACGGUGUCAGUGUGCUUCGGUCUCUCAUUUCCAUUUCGGUCUUUGGAUUGAGGCAUGGAAAAGCAGCAAGUGUGAAUUUGAAACCCGGACGCAAAAGGCAACACAUUCUUUCCCCUGCCCCCACUGCUUCAACUAUCGGGACUCAAGAGUGUCAUCGAUGCAGUUGGGCCCCUUUUAAAUUGUCUUUUACGUCUAACUGGAUACAUGAUGAUUAGAUUUUAUUUUUUUGCACAAAACCUUUCUUUUGAAACUGAAAACUCGUAAAUUAACGCACGCUUAUCCAAACGAUUACGAGAUAUUAUCUUUAAUGUGAGUGAUUUUUUUUUUCCAAACUCCUGUUUUGGGUGAUUGUGUUCUAUUUUGCCCAAUCACAAGAGUUAUCAAAGUUGAUUCCAAUUUUGUCAACUCUCACUUUCUAAAAAGCUGAUGUCUUGCUGUUUUGUUUGGGUUUUUUUUUUACACUGUAUAUAAUGCAAUUUGAACUGUUGCUUCAAAUCACACUUAAUGAUUUGAUGUCGCAAAACAACAUGACAACAAUUCCAGAGAUGAAAACUGGUGACGUGUGCUCACGUUGCAGUUCCCCCAACAUUGUUUUUCUAUGUGUGCGUGUGUGUGUAUUUUUUUUCAGCUGUGUGCCAGUAAUAUGCACUCAUUUGACAAAAGACUGAAUGAAUAAAUCCAGUUGUGAGCAGAAA